UCAAGAUGGCGCUGCUCUCAAUGCGGAAGGCGCGUGGGUGCUGGAGYUUCAUCCGGGCAUUUCAUAAAGAACCUGAACCGGCUCCCGCUCCACAGAGCUGCAGAUCUUUUGAUCUCCUCCUGAGGGCUUGGAUCAAGUACAAUUCUGGACCUAAGAAAGACAGUAUGGAGCGGAUAUUUUCUGGUAUUCAGCCUACAGGAAUCCUCCACUUGGGAAAUUACCUAGGAGCCAUUGAGAGCUGGGUGAGGUUACAGGAUGAAUAUGACACAGUGCUAUACAGCAUCGUAGACCUCCACUCCAUCACCAUCCCUCAAGACCCCACCAUUCUUCGGCAGAGCAUCCUGGACAUGACUGCAGCUCUUCUUGCUUGUGGUAUAAAUCCAGAGAAAAGCAUCCUUUUUCAACAAUCUCAGGUGUCUGAACACACACAAUUAAAUUGGAUCCUUACCUGCAUGGUCAGGCUGCCUCGGUUACAGCAUUUACACCAGUGGAAGGCAAAGACUGCCAAGCAGAAGCACGACGGGACAGUGGGCCUGCUCACAUACCCAGUACUCCAGGCAGCUGACGUUCUCUCCUACAAGUCCACACACGUUCCUGUCGGGGAGGACCAAAUCCAGCACAUGGAACUAGUUCAGGACCUAGCACAAGGUUUCAACAAGAAGUAUGGGGAGUUCUUUCCAGUGCCCAAAUCCAUCCUCACAUCCAUGAAGAAGGUAAAAUCCCUCCGUGACCCUUCUUCCAAAAUGUCAAAAUCUGACCCUGACAAACUGGCCACCAUCCGAAUAACAGACAGCCCAGAGGAGAUAGUGCAGAAAUUCCGCAAGGCUGUCACAGACUUCACCUCAGAGGUCACCUACGAGCCUGCCAGCCGAGAGGGCGUCUCCAACAUGGUCUCUAUCCACGCUGCGGUGACAGGGCUCACCACAGAGGAGGUGGUCCGCCGCAGCACAGGCAUCGACACUGCCCGCUACAAACUGGUGGUGGCAGAUGCUGUGAUUGAGAAAUUUGCUCCAAUUAAAAAUGAAAUUGAAAAACUGAAGAUGGACAAGGCAUAUUUAGAGAAGGUUUUACAAGCWGGGUCAGCAAAAGCCAAAGAAUUAGCCUAUCCUGUCCUCCAGGAGGUGAAGAAAUUGGUAGGAAUUCUAUAGGAAGUUUGAACCAACCACAAAAGGCUUUUGUAUCUUACAGUCUGUGCACUUCAACAAAGGCAGCUUUCUUUCAAACAAAAAUAAUUAAUAUAAAUUAUAGUUUGGGACAUUUAAUUUGAUCUAGCUGAUUAUUGUCUUCAUUUGAUGACAAUGCUUUGUAGCCCUCAAAUACAGCAAUGUUCCAAAUCCCAUCAACAAAAUGCUGUGAUCAGAAAAACAAAAACAGCAAAUCGUGAAAGAAGGUAUAGCAGUCUGAAUCCCCAGCUAUUUGAAGCACACUCCUUGGACUGAAAUAUCUGAACAAAUGUGAUUGAGGUGAGCAAUAACUUGGGAAAUGAGAUGAUUUGUGCUCUUGAUAUUUACUGAAACAAGUGUUCAUCC
Molecule: messenger RNA, 1529 nt
Organism: Urocitellus parryii (Arctic ground squirrel)
Lineage: Eukaryota; Metazoa; Chordata; Mammalia; Rodentia; Sciuridae
Gene: Wars2
Product: tryptophanyl tRNA synthetase 2, mitochondrial
Biological process (GO): mitochondrial tryptophanyl-tRNA aminoacylation
Cellular component (GO): mitochondrion; mitochondrial matrix
Molecular function (GO): ATP binding; tryptophan-tRNA ligase activity
Source: RefSeq, a predicted model, not a curated record